GGGGGAGUUUGGGGCCAUUCCGGGAGCGUUGCGGGGUGGCCGCGUGUCCCCAGCGCCUUCCGGGGGGACAGUGGGGACCCCCCCGGCCCGGCCGCUCCGUGUCCCCGGGGACAGAGCCACCCCCACCGCGGGGACAUCCCAGGGACAGCUCCGUGUCCCCACGGGACAGAGCCACCCCCCCGUGUGGCCGUGGUCACAUCGCCACGUCCCCCGUGUCCCCGUGUUCCCACGUCACCCCUGACUCCACAUUUAUGUCCCCGUGUCCCCGUGUCCCCAUGGCCCAACAUCUGCAUGCGCCCCUGUCCUCAAAUCCCGGUGUCACCCUGUCCCCGUGUCCCCACAUCCCAGUGUCACCCUGUUCCUAAAUCCCCACAUGCCCGUGGGGGACGGGGGGGGACUGUCCCAUGUCCCCACAUCCCAAUGUCCCCACAGCCCCCCUCCCACAUUUGAGAUCAUUUCGGAUCCUUCCGGGGCGCGUCCCUGACCCCGACCGCUGUCCCUGGCGGGUGUCGCCGCUGUCGCCGGUGUCGCCGCUGUCCCGCCAUGGCGGGGCUGCUGCCGGCGCUGGUGGCGGUGUCGCAGAAGGCGGCGGAGGUGGCGCGGCUGUGCCGGGCGGAGGAGCCGCUGUUCCGGCUGCUGGUGGCCGAGAAGACGGGCCCCGACAGGAACGAGCGCUUCCAGCACGACUUCAAGACGCUGGCGGAUGUCCUGAUCCAGGAGCUCAUCAAGCACGACCUGGGGACACAGUUCCCCGAGCUGAGGGGACACAUCCAUGGGGAGGAGUCAAGCGAGUUCAAGGACGCGGAGGGUGGCACGGUGACAGUGUGGGUCUGUGCCACCCUGGCUGUCCCUGUGCCACCCCGGUGGCUGACUCGGGGCUGACUCGAGGUCCCGCAGGUGGCACGGUGACAGUGCAGGUCGGUGCCACCCCCGGGGACACGGCUGCCCUGCUGCUGGCCGUGCUGGGCCCCGAGCAGGCGCGGGCGGCCGAGCUGCUGGCAGAGGCCGUGCACCGGGAGGUGACACUCGAGGACACGGAGCUGGCUGACAUCGAGCCCGGAGUGUGCCCGGGGGACCUGGGCAUCUGGAUAGACCCCAUUGACUCCACCAACGAGUUCAUCAGGGGCUGCGAGGACGUGGCCGCCGUCGAUGGCGUCGCGCCCGGGGGGCUGCGCUCGGCCCUGGUGCUCGUGGGGGCCUUCGACCGCCACACCGGGGUGCCCGUGCUGGGGGUCAUCAACGAGCCCUUCUUCCAGAGGGACCCCCAGACCGGCAGGUGGCAGGGCCGCUACCACUGGGGGGUGGCCCACGGCGACACCCGGCUGUGCUCGCUGUCCCCUCCCGCGCCGCGGCCGCGCCCCUGCGUGGUGCUGAGCCGCGCCGAGGCCCCGGCGGUGCGGGGGGCUCUGGGCUUGCUGGGCGGGGGUCCCCCGCUGCUGGCGGCGGGCGCGGGCUACAAACUGCUGUGCGUGGCGCUGGGGCUGGCGGACGCCUUCGUGCUGUCGCGGGCCACCACCUUCGCGUGGGACUCGUGCGGCCCCCACGCCAUCCUGCGGGCCCUGGGGGGCGGCGUGGUGGCCUUGGAGGGGGCGCUGCGGGCGCGGCGGGACGGGGGCGGCGCGGAGCCCCCCGAGCUGCGGUACCACCGCCCGCGGCCGGGCCGGGCCGGCGCCGAGCGCUGGGCGAACCCGGGCGGGCUGGUGGCGUUCGUGCACCCGCAGCACCUGCGGGCGGUGCUGGACGCGCUGCGGGACGUGCCCGGGUUGUGACAUAGGGGGGGACAUUGGGGAGGGG
This is a messenger RNA of Prinia subflava (tawny-flanked prinia), 1794 nucleotides long. It is a transcript of the gene INPP1, whose product is annotated as inositol polyphosphate-1-phosphatase. The record is from RefSeq and is a predicted model, not a curated record. NCBI's taxonomy places the organism in Eukaryota, Metazoa, Chordata, Aves, Passeriformes, Cisticolidae. Gene Ontology annotation, biological process: phosphatidylinositol phosphate biosynthetic process. Gene Ontology annotation, molecular function: inositol-1,4-bisphosphate 1-phosphatase activity. The transcript has 5 exons. The coding region runs from base 405 to 1769 and encodes 454 amino acids.